ACCGACUCGCUGCACCUCUUUUCCUUCUGAUCUCUUCCCUACACUACCUGCAACCGCAAUGCGAGCAUCCACGGUCCAUCGAGCUCCCUCCAAACGAGGCCGAACAGGAUGUUUGACAUGCCGUCAACGUCAUUUGAAGUGCGACGAAGAGAAGCCCCGCUGUGGAAGAUGCCGGCGGACCUCUCGAGAAUGUGUCCCCGAUGAUCUGGUCACUUUUCGAAGUGGGCAAAGAGUGGCUGCACGUGCUCAGCUGAGAUCCGGCUCCCUUGAAGUCAGUGGGGAGUCCCUAGGGAGCGCUGAACAUGUCGAUGUGUUUCCCAAGGAACAUCAAUGGGUCGAAACACCUGGUACACUGUCGUUCAUCAACGAGACAUCAGAGAUGAUGGCCGAAUAUGGACGUCCUCAGAUGCAGAACGACAACACUAACGGCAGCAAUACAUCCAGUGCCCUACCGGAACAGACCCCAUCCCCUACAUCAACUGCUGCACAAGGCCUUCUUCAUUUUCGCCAUCCAUCUAAUGCCAGUCAGGACCCGCAAGACUUUCAGAAUGGCGCUUCACACGUGAGACUCAGCCUCACUCCUCCUCAAUCUUCACACUCAGAUUCCAGCUACCUUCCCUUCAUUACCUCACCUAUCUCAACUUCAAAUUCCAAUCCACAGACUGUGCCCAUCCAUAUCAGAGACCUUCUACAAGCGGAUGAUCAAGCCAACGAUACUUUUGAUCCUAUCCUCAGCAAUGUACCGCUUAAGCUAUAUGGAGAGAGGAUGCAGCUGCCCUUCAAAGUUCCCCACGAAGCGCUCCUAUUUCAACACUACAUGGAACAUCUAGCACCCCUGCUUGAUAUCACUGAUAUCCAGAGGCAUUUUGGGGUGGACGUUCCUGAACGGGCAAUGAGCUGCCCUGUGCUCCUCAACGCUCUCCUCGCCUUCUCUGCACGUCAUCUCAGCAGAACAUCUGACUACGACCCAGCAAUCGCUGAUUACUAUCACCAAAAAUGUGUUCGACUCAUGAUUCCCAUGCUCGAUCAGAAGGAGCUUGUUGCAGACGAGACCCUCUUUGCCGCUGCCGUCAUCUUGAGGGCCUUUGAAGAGACCGAUGAAUCAAAUAUGGGAGGAGGACCAGAACCGCACCUAACUGGGACUUCUGUUUUUGCAAAUGCCCAGCUGGAAUUUGGCACGUGGGGAGGUCUAGGUCAUGCUGCAUUCUGGGUCUUUGUUCGUCAGGAUAUCUACAUGUCUCUACUGUCGCAAAGGCCACUCAAGGUUGAUUUGAAGGGCUGGGAAGAUCGCCUCUCAUUCAACUUAGGAUUCGAGCCUACAAGCGAUUGCACUUGGGCGAACAGAAUGAUUUGGAUAGUAGCGGAAAUUGUAGCAUUCUGUUUUGGCGACAAGAAUGGUAGUAAUUGGGAAGCACCGAGAAUGAAGACGGAGAGAUGGAAUCUAUGUCGCCCGAAGAGCUUUGAUCCGAUUCUUUACCAUCCGCGGGACGAGAAGUGUGGAAGGCUAUUCCCAGAGAUCCGUUUGGGACAUCCCUGGCACGUGACUGGUAUGCAGUAUUACUACAUUGCGAAGCUAUUCCUCGCCGUAUACAACCCUAGCAUUCCCAAGAUUGGGCUCGGUUAUCAACGCCAAAGACGAGCCAUUGCGGAGGAGGUUUUACAAAAUGCGGAGGCAGUAUGUGGCAUUGCCUUCUCGAGCUCUCUGGUUGCCGCCCGAUUGACAGCUUGUGUAGCUAUCAUUGCUUGUGGGCCUUGGUUUAUUGAGAGAGAUAGAGAACAGCAGGAGAUGCUUCUGCAGUUAUUGAGGAGAGCGGAGGUUGAAAAUGCAUGGCCGACGUCGUUUUUGACUCAAGGCCUCAUGGGAGAAUGGGCUUGGGAGUAAUGAUAGAAGAUACAUCUAUAACUUGACUCAGGGGAGCGAGUCUCAGAUGCGGAUGUGGAUUGGAGUAAUGGAAUGGAGUUUCUAGCGCUAUAAACACAGUCAAUUGGGGACUGUUAGGCUGCUUCAUUAUUGUUCAUAAAUGAAGACUCUAUGGAAGCUCAAGAUGUAGCCACAUCUUUUAAGACUUUUGAUUUUAUCAGAGUCAAAAUAGGAGAAAUG
Molecule: messenger RNA, 2101 nt
Organism: Amorphotheca resinae ATCC 22711
Lineage: Eukaryota; Fungi; Ascomycota; Leotiomycetes; Helotiales; Amorphothecaceae
Exons: 6
Coding region: 59-1882 (607 amino acids)
Biological process (GO): positive regulation of transcription by RNA polymerase II
Cellular component (GO): nucleus
Molecular function (GO): DNA-binding transcription factor activity, RNA polymerase II-specific; zinc ion binding; transcription cis-regulatory region binding
Source: RefSeq, a predicted model, not a curated record